This is a messenger RNA of Daphnia pulicaria, 1791 nucleotides long. RefSeq names its product F-box only protein 21-like. The transcript has 7 exons. The coding region runs from base 126 to 1709 and encodes 527 amino acids. The record is from RefSeq and is a predicted model, not a curated record. Gene Ontology annotation, molecular function: DNA binding; protein binding. NCBI's taxonomy places the organism in Eukaryota, Metazoa, Arthropoda, Branchiopoda, Diplostraca, Daphniidae.
AUCUGGCAAUGUCAAGCAGACGACUCUCAAGCUCUACAGAGAAUUCAUUUGACGUUCAGGAAUAAUUCAAAGUCAAAACUGUAAACAAGAGAUUUUUUUAAAUAACAGUUUGUUUUUGUUAAAUAAUGGCAGACUUGCUUUCGUUUUCUGACGAGGUUUUAUGUCGCAUACUUGGGAGUAUUUCUAAGGUUAAAGACUUGCAUAACGUUAUGCUAGUAUGUCACCGAUUCCUACAUGUGAUUAAAAGCUACAAUAGAUUGUGGAAAUUUGAAAAGAAAGUGAAAAAUAUGCUUCAGGGAUUAUCCUCUAAAUAUUUUUUAAUUGGUGAACCCUCUCUUGUAGAAGUAGAAAAUAUGGUUAAUAGUGAAAGUCAUGCUCCAGAUGAGUGGAUGGAAAGUGUUCUUCAAAAUGAGAUAUUUAAUCAGAACCUGAAUGAAAAUUUAACUACAAGAUUUUAUGCCCGGAAAAUGCUGAGGUAUUUUAGAAGUUGUGUUAUUGAGAAGAAAUUAAAACACCUGAUGGAUUUACCAGAAUCCCAGAAAUCCAUAUUAGAAGGGGCUGUCUUGAUUUCACAGUGGGUCCAAACAGAACAAGAGCACUUAAUUAGUUUAAUUGAGGUUGAAUUAAAACUUGAAGACAUUACAAAAUGUGUAAAGCAACAUUUGGUUGAAAAGUCAGACACAUUUACAGCCAAAGAAAUACUGGAAUGUAUUAACAAAGUUUUGUAUCGUGAAAUGGAAUUCAAAGUCAUGCAGUCUGAUUACUCAUUUGAAUAUUUUUUUAUUGACAAGGUUCUUGAAUCGAGAAUUGGCUUCCCCGUGACUCUUUGUAUUAUCUAUCGAGAGGUAGCCAAACGAAUGGGAAUUUACUGCGAGCCUGUUUUACCCCCCAAAAUUCUCUUGCAUCGUUUUUAUCUUAAGUGGAACGCAAACCCAAAUCUUGCAGGGGACACUGACUGUAAUCAAUUGAUUGACCCAGCAAAUGGCGGUUCUUUGCAUUACUUCCAUCCGACUACGUGUCCAGUCGUUUCAACUAAAGAAUUUUUACAGAGAAUGGUGGAAUAUAUGCGUAGAAUCAGAUUACAAAGUAUUAGGUCUGGAAGAAGAGAAGGUCGAGACAGAACCCACUUCCAAAGGAGACGAAACGAACUGUGCUUUUCUCGAUUGGCCUGUGCCGUUUCUCCUGACCAAACUUCUUCGAUCCUUCUCUAUGCGCACCUCUGCUUGGAUCUUGACGUCCAGCUAGAAGAUGCAGUUCGGCUCCUUCAGCAAGUUGAAACGCUGCACGAUCAUCGACUAAUGGAAAAAUGCAUUCAGAAAUUAAACCAGAAAAAUUCGCUAGUCACAAAAAAAGUAAAAUUUGCUCACCAGAAGGUUAUCCACCUUCGAUCAUCAUCCGUUAAAUACGCAGUGGGACUUGUCAUGAUAUACAAAGAUAGCGCUUGUAAGCCACCGUUACUGUGUGUAAUCGACUCCUGGACACACCAUGAUCCAGACAGAAUAUUUUAUAACGUCCUUUUCGACGAUGGGGAUUCUUCCUUCGUUGCUGAAGAUAAUUUAAAACUAAACACUAAUGUGUCGUUCGUCAGCAGCCAUCCGAAUAUCGGGCUUUCUUUUGAACGUUUCAACGGCCGCCGAUACAUCUCCAAUGCUGAGAUGAUGACCCUCUUCCCAGACGAUGAAGCCUUUGCUCUUUCUCUGGUCGGAUAAAAUUAUAUGUAUUAUCGUAUCGCAUUAUGUAAUUGCCUGCCUUUUACUUACAUAAGCCGCUACACAGUGCCAAAUAGUUUCA